Molecule: messenger RNA, 3651 nt
Organism: Knipowitschia caucasica
Lineage: Eukaryota; Metazoa; Chordata; Actinopteri; Gobiiformes; Gobiidae
Source: the annotation of a GenBank genome assembly
AUGUUCGAGCCGGAGUCGGACCAGAUACAUCAGGAUGAGUCAAAGUCGCUGCCCUUGGACUUGAUUGACACUGGGAACGGGUUAAAGGUUCAGACCACCGCGCCUCAUCUGGUGAGCCUGGGCAGCGGGAGGCUCAGUAUCGCCAUCACUGUGCUGCCACUGAAGGAAGGAGUAACGCGUAUUGGGCGAGACGAUGCCCCGAUUCCUCAAGACAUCUCAGUGGAAGGACCUGGGAUUGAGGCAGAACAUUGUCUAAUCUUCAAUGAAGGAGGGGUUGUGACUUUAGACCCAUGUGGCCACCUCUGCAGCCUGGACGGCGUACAGGUCACUGUACCCACACCGCUCACACAAGGUUACUCGCUGUGUCUGGGCAAAUCAUAUUUCUUCCGGUUCAACCAUCCUGAAGAGGCGACGCGGAUGAAAAGCAUGCUUCCACAAAAGAGCCCCGUGUCGGCGUUGGCUUAUAACACAGACUACCUGAAGUUCAGCAGUGACUACAGCCAUGGGGUGGUGGGAGGCAGCAGCUCCAGAGGAAUGCGCUCAGCUUCUGAACUCCGUGACUUGAUGGACACACUUCAACGCAAGAAGAUCGCUCUGGAAAACAGUCUCCGAGCAAAUGGAAACGCCAACCCCUCCUACUUCAGCGUCACACAGUCUCCUCCCACCACACCGGUCUCCAGCCCGCCUUCGUCCUCAUCGUCCUAUCAGGAGCAGGCCAGGCGCAUCUAUGGCUCAGACCGUCCCCCUAUUUCCAUUAAGACCGUCACUUCUCUCUCGUCUGGGCGGCGAUCCGAUCCAUCGUCAUCCAGACCCUCCAGCCGUAACCAGGACAACCACGGCGUGAGCGACAGUCGCAGGCAUUACAACCAAAAUUCCUCGCUGAUAUCGACGUGGAACGGAGGCGGGUCUUCAAACUCAGUUGCCGGCGGCGACACUCUCCUCCUUACUUUACCGCCUCCUUCUACGCGUAGCACAUCGUCCGGAGGAGCAGUGAGCAUGCCGUCCAGCCCGCGACUUGGAAGGCGGAGUUUUGGGAAUCAAGAACCAGCUCCUUCCAGAACCAGGAAGUACUCUGCUGGAGAGAGGAGAGCUUCUUUCGGAAAAGCAGGAAUAGAGCCUGGAAUGGGCUUUGGAGAGAGGAGGCAGUCAUUUGGAAAAGCAGGAAUUGGACCACCUGGUGGAUUUAGAGAAAGAAGGGGAAGCAUUAGCUCACUGAGUGGGAAAGAAGAGCUGACUGAUUAUCACCAGCGACAGAAAGAGGAAAGGCUCCGUGAACAAGAGGUGGAGAGACUGGAGCGGCAGCGACUGGAGACUAUUUUGUCUCUGUGUACGGAGCUGGGCCGCUCUGACAGGGAGGAAAGUUGCACAAGUCCCACUUCUGCUGUGGCGGAUCUGCAAAAGAUAAACCAGGAACUAGAGAAAUUGCAAGUGAAUGAUGACGAUGAUGACACACCUUCAGUCUUUUCCGACUGCUCCACUGUCAAUGGAAUUAUGGGAAAUGGUCACAUGACAUCACCUGGCUCUGAGAAUAGUUUCUAUGAGGAUGAUGCUCAGGUACAGCUGCGUCACAGCAGCGGGACCCGAGACAACAGGGCCGAGUCUCCAGCCGUCAGCCUGCGCAGCUUUGCCCCCUCUCCAUCACCGCGGGGGCAGAGGACCAGUGAGGGCUUUGACACUUAUCAUCGCAGAGGACAGAAUCACAAUUUCUCUGAUGGAGAAGUCCGGCGUGUGGAAGAAGAGAGGAUUCAAGUCCUGAACAACAUGGAAGAGCUGGAGAAAAAAAUAAAAGACCUUGACAACCAAGUUGAGGAAUCUGCUCGAGAGGUGGAAGUGGAACAAGCCCUCGUCGAGGCUGAACAAGAGUCUGAGGUUGCGGCUCUCCAACAGGAAAAAGAUUCUCUUGAGUCUCUCCACAACAAGAUUACUGACCUAGAGAACAAAUCCAAACAAGAAAAAGAAAAGGCCUGUGAGCUGCUGCAGGCAGAAAGGGGCAGAGUAGAGAGCUUGGCUCAGAGUGUGAGUGAGCAACGCUCCCAGCUGGACAGUUGCCCUGAAGCCACCAAGGAGCCCCUGCAGGAGCAGCUAGCCAGGGACUGCGAGGCGCUUGAAACUAAGACGAAGCGUUUUGAGGACCUGGAGUUUCAGCAGCUGGAGAAGGAGAGCCGACAAGACGAAGAAAAAGAGAUGCAAAUGCAGGAGCUACUUCGGGAAAUUGCAGACUACCAAAGAAGCACUGUCACUCGAAAGGAGCGAUUGUUGAUUCUGAAGAAACAAGCAGCACAAAUCACCCAGCAGACUCAGAGAGAGAAGGAAAGCUUCCUUAAAGAGCGCACCAACCUAGAGGCAAUGUUGCAAAGGGAAAAAGAAAACCUUGCGGUACUAGAGAGAAAGUACGCGGAUCUGACCGGUGGGAGGAACUUCACUAUGAGAGAGGGAUAUGUCACGGUCAGUGAGCUGAAUGAGCUUUACUCACAGCUGGGGGGGGACCAUAAACCUGCCCCCGCUCCCUCUGACUGUACCGACUCCAAGGCAAACUCCUCCAGUGACGAGGAACCGAGCAAACCCAUGGAGGACGAGCAUUUCCGUUUGCUGGAGGAGAGGAAAAGGUUUGAUAAGGACAGUGGUUCGCACCUCAGCGACACUUUACCCAGAAAGAAAACCUCAUGUGCGGCGCCACAGUUUACAUUUGCAACCCUGGGGAGGAGCUUUCCCACUAAGGCUCAUCAGCCCUUAGUGCAGAGUACAAGCUGCGGCAGCAUCCUCCCGAGAAUCUUUUCCUUAUCCAGCAAAGAGACAGAAUCUCGGCGUCUUCACAAAGGUCAGCCUGGCUCCAGAGCAGCUUCUCAGACCAAUGUCUACCUCGACGGCUUUGGUUAUCGAGACCAAGCCUUCGACACGAUGAGUGUGGAUAGUACGGACUCCAUAGAAACCAGCAUUUCUGCGUGUUCUCCUGAUAAUGUAUCCAGUGCCAGCACGUCCAACAUGGCUAAACUGGAGGAGAUGGAGCGAAUGCUGCGAGAGGCACAGGCUGAGAAGCACCGUAUGCUAGAAAACAAGGAACAAGAAAUGGAAAUGCGAAAGCAGGCCCUGGAUGAGGAGCGGAGGAGGAGAGAGGAUCUGGAGAAACGACUGCAAGAGGAAACCAGCCGACGACAGAAACUUAUCGACCGAGAAGUCAAGCUCCGAGAGAAACAGAGGGCACAGUCUCGGCCUCUCACGCGCUACCUGCCGGUGCGUAAGGAUGACUUUGACCUGCGCUCACACAUCGAGUCGGCCGGACACCACGCGGACACCUGCUUCCACCUGUCGCUCUCGGAGAAGACGUGUCGCGGGUAUCUGGUCAAGAUGGGGGGCAAGAUCAAAACCUGGAAGAAACGCUGGUUUGUCUUUGAUCGCAAUCGCCGCACACUCUCCUACUAUUCAGAUAAACACGAAGCUAAGCUAAAGGGCGUCAUUUACUUUCAAGCUAUUGAAGAAGUGUAUUAUGACCAUUUAAAGAACGCACACAAGAGCCCAAACCCGUCUCUGACCUUCAGUGUAAAGACCCACGACAGAGUGUACUACAUGGUGGCUCCGUCCCCUGAGGCCAUGAGGAUCUGGAUGGACGUGAUUGUGACCGGAGCAGAGGGCUACACUCAGUUCAUGGUGUGA